AUGCCAGACCCAGCAGAGGAUCCAGUUGACGCUGUCAAGUGGAUGGUUCAAAACCUGAUGAAAGACCUACAGGAGGCCAAAAUGUGGCCAAUCAAAAUGGCAUCCAUGAAGCACCAGGAGAAAUUGCGUAGCUCCUUGGCACAAGCCGCGCAAUCGCUGGAGAUCAACUACUUUGAACUGAAGGCAGUGGUUGACGAGGUUGCCCGAGCCGAGGAUCAAGAUAUUGAGUUUGAUCUUGAGCCAGCUUGUUUCGACAUACUUAGCAAAGCCGUUGAUGCCCGGACCGACUACCAUGAACUUGCAGAGCAAGCUGCCCAGCUAUGCAAACCAGUUCGCAAAAAGAAGGACAGAGCAAAGUCACCUGCAGCAGGGUCAACGGCGACGAACCCACCAUCCAAGCGACCUCGGGCCGCGCAGGGGCCGCCGCAAUUGGAGUUUGGGGAUAAUCUGGUUGAUGAGUUUGCCACAGGGCAAAGCAGUGCCAGCCGGGCCGGCGUUUGGGGUGACAUGAUGCAUCAGGGUGGUGUCUACCAUGAUCGUUUAGCACCUGUACUUCGCGAAGCUCAUCGGGACUUCCUGCAAUGGAAAAAGGCCAACAAGGUGGAGUGCAGCCAGCCACGCUUCACGCCAGCACGGUUGCACAGGCUUUCCUGCCUUACAAUCCAAAGCUAUGGCAAGUAG
Messenger RNA from Cladocopium goreaui, 681 nucleotides. Lineage: Eukaryota; Dinophyceae; Suessiales; Symbiodiniaceae. The record is from the annotation of a GenBank genome assembly.